AUUGAUAUUCAAUAUAUGCAUCAAUACGUCCACAAAUUUGCGUUCAACAUUUCCACCAAUACCAAUAUUUUAAACAUUGCGUAGAAGCAAUGGCUGAUGAGCUGAGUCCUGUAACCUGUAACAAAUACAAAACUACCACAGGCUGGUGUUUCUACCACAGUUUCUAAAUGUAACAAGAGAAUCUGCAAUGGGAUAACUUCAUUCUGUUGAGCCCCCAAAGUACUCAUAGCCCCUAAUGUUAUUACCUAAUUAUAUCCCUACGUGUCUUGAUCGUUAUCAAUAUGUCAUAAUUCCAACUCGAACUAUGUUUAUUUUCUUAAUUAGCAAAGUAAACUAAAGCAACUUUCAACAUUGAAUUGGUUAUUAAGUCGAACCUUUUAUUUAGUAAUCCAAUCUUAUUUAUUUUUGGCCAAAAAAAUGAAUUUUUAUUUUUCUGUUUAUUUGUUUUUUUUUUUGUUAAAGAAUAGAGGUCAGAAGGGCCAUAAAGUCAUUUCCAGACAUCUAUAAUCAAGGGAGAGUACCAAACUUAACUACCAACCUAGCCAAACUCGUUCCUUGCCACCCGGUGCCAAUAUUUCUCUCAUUUUUCUCCUCCCUGGAACUUGGUGGUGCACAUUAGCAUCUGCCAAAAGCGCCGGUGCAGUGUGCGCCUCUACCUCUACCUCUUCCUCUUCCUCUACCACCCCCUGUGGCCGGAAAAAAUGGGGGAGAGAACACCAUCCUCCGAAGACAUGGAGAAGGGGCGCGAAAAGAGACAAAAGUCUCGGCAUUCCAUGCCCCCGCCCCAUUUGUGCCCCCCUCCUCCAAAGCCAUGGGUGCCGUGGCUCAUGCCAAUCGUGUUUGUCGUCAAUGUUGCCAUGUUCAUGUACACAAUGUACGUCAAUGACUGUCCAACUACAGGGGAAAAGUGUCUUUUUCCUUUCUUGAAGAGGUUUUCUUUCCAACCCUUCAGAGAAAACCCUCUCCUUGGUCCUGCCGCACUUACUCUAAAGAAACUAGGAGCCCUUGAACUGCAACUAGUGGUGGAAGGGGGCGAAGGAUGGCGCCUCUUGUCUUGCAUGUGGCUUCAUGCUGGAGUCGUUCACUUGCUCUUCAACAUGCUGAGCCUUCUAUUCAUAGGAAUCCGGCUUGAGCAGGAAUUCGGAUUUAUCAGAAUAGGGUUCCUGUAUCUGCUUGCUGGAAUAGGAGGAAGUUUAGGAUCGACUCUACAUCGCAUGAGAACCGCAAGCCCGACUAUAUCUGUUGGUGCAUCUGGAGCACUUUUUGGAUUGCUGGGAGCCAUGCUUUCCGAGCUUCUAAUAAACUGGACAAUCUACGUGAAUAAGUGCACAGCGCUCCUGAUACUCAUGGUUGUCAUUGCCGUGAAUAUGGCUGUUGGGUUUAUACCUAAAGUGGACAGUUCAGCUCAUAUAGGAGGAUUCCUUGCAGGAUUUUUCCUUGGCUUUGUUAUUCUAGUUCGUCCACAGUAUGGUUAUAUAAGCAGCAGGCACCUUCCAUCAACCUACGAGGGAAGACGUAAAUCUAGGCACAAGUUCUAUCAGUAUGUGCUAGGGAUCACUGCUUUUGUUUUCUUAGUUCUUGGAUACACAUAUGGCUUUGGUAAGCUAUACGGUCCUCCGGCACUGAAAAAUCUACCUUAAGUUCUAGAAAUCAAACGAAUAAUCUAGAGAGCUCAACUGCCUACUCAAGAAUUGCAGGUAUAACACCACCACCUCUACAUGACGGAAAAACAAGGCACCAUAUACUAUACUUCCUUAUAUCAGAAAAAGAAAGACAUGCAUAUCUAAAGUGCAUCUAAUUAACUUGCUGACAUUCGGAUGUAUAUUUGUGAAUGUUCAGAUGUAAAUGUAUGUAUGUAUAUGUACGAAAUGAAUAUAUCUCACAAGCCAGACUAGAAGCUACUACAUUUCGAAUGUGGUUUGACAUGUUAUAACAAAAACACUAAAUAAUCGCUUUAUAAGUUCAUAAGGCUCAAAAAUU
Molecule: messenger RNA, 1980 nt
Organism: Pyrus x bretschneideri (Chinese white pear)
Lineage: Eukaryota; Viridiplantae; Streptophyta; Magnoliopsida; Rosales; Rosaceae
Product: RHOMBOID-like protein 5
Exons: 5
Coding region: 702-1640 (312 amino acids)
Biological process (GO): proteolysis
Cellular component (GO): membrane
Molecular function (GO): serine-type endopeptidase activity
Source: RefSeq, a predicted model, not a curated record